This is a messenger RNA of Penicillium argentinense, 1086 nucleotides long. Its product is annotated as type I glyceraldehyde-3-phosphate dehydrogenase. The transcript has 4 exons. NCBI's taxonomy places the organism in Eukaryota, Fungi, Ascomycota, Eurotiomycetes, Eurotiales, Aspergillaceae. Gene Ontology annotation, molecular function: NADP binding; NAD binding; oxidoreductase activity, acting on the aldehyde or oxo group of donors, NAD or NADP as acceptor. Gene Ontology annotation, biological process: glucose metabolic process. The record is from RefSeq and is a predicted model, not a curated record. Bases 1 to 1086 code for a protein of 361 amino acids.
AUGGCUCCUUCAAUCAACGACGUCCCUGUUGCUCCUACCAUCUCCCCUUCGGCCUGCAAGGUCGGCAUCAAUGGCUUCGGUCGGAUCGGCCGCAAUGUCCUCCGUGCUGCUCUCGUCCGCUCCGAUAUCGACGUCGUCGCCAUCAACCAUACUUGCGUCACCGUUGAAGACUUGAUCUACCUGAUCCGCUAUGACUCCUCCAUGGGCGAUCUGGACGAACGAACCGAUAUCCAGGCACACUCAAACAACCUCAUUACCAUCGAUGGCAAGCGUAUUGCCCUGACGUCAGAGCGUGACCUCAAGCAGCUCAACUGGGCAACCCUGGGCGUCGACUAUGUCCUCGAAUGCACCGGAAAAUUCACCAAGCGUGACCUGGCCAUGGACCACGUCAACCACGGCCAGGCUAAGCGGGUGCUCAUCUCAGCUCCCAGCUCCGACUCUCCCACUUUUGUCUACGGUGUCAACUCGGAUUCCUAUACACCUACUGAAGACUGCCGUGUCGUCUCCAAUGCCAGCUGCACCACCAACUGUGUGACCCCGGUUCUGAAAGUGCUCGACGAGACCUUUGGCGUUACCCAGGGCUUCCUGACUACUGUUCACGCUGCUACCCGAUCCCAGCAGGUUCUGGAUGGAUACAGCAAGAAAAAUCGCCGUCUCGGUCGUGGCGUCUUUAACAAUAUCAUUCCCACAUCCACCGGCGCCGCCAAAGCCGUCGCAGCUGUUCUCCCUGAUCUGAAGGGUAAGGUCACCGGCGUGUCCAUCCGCGUACCAACUAUCAAAUCCAGCCCCAACGUCUCCAUGAUCGACCUCACAAUCAGCACCACCAAGCCCACAUCUCUCCAAGAAAUCCUCAGCGCCUUCCGUCUCGCCUCGAAAACCACCAUGGCCGGCGUUCUUCGCGUAACCGACGAAGAACUCGUCAGCCAGGAUUACAACGGAUCUCCGUACAGCGCUAUCAUCGAUGCGCCUGCGUGUUCUGAGCUGAACCCACAGUUCUUUAAGAUUAUGGCGUGGUAUGAUAAUGAGUGGGGAUACUCGAACCGCUUGCUGGACUUGACGACUCAUGUGCAUGCCCUGGAGGUUUAG